UUAUGCAAACGAGAGCCCCUUCAUAACCCCCGGCCCCGCUGCUGAGCCCCGGCGGUGCCCAACGAGGGGGGACGCUAGGACCAUGCGGGUGCUCGGGGCGGCCGCGGUGCUGGGGACCCUCCUGGUCCUGGCUGUGGCUCAGAGGAGAGCCGGUGGCCGGAGCCGGCCCUGGAGCGGGCGCCCGGCGCCGUUCCGGAGCUGGGACUCGCUGCGGUACCGGCCCUGGCAGGAGGGAGCCCCGCGGCAGCCGGGCUGCUGGAGAGGCGGCGACGUCGCCUUCGACAUCAGCAACGAUGCUCCCACCAUGGCGGGCGCUGAGGCCACCUUCUCCAUCGCCCUGCGCCUGCCCAGCACCCAGGAGCUGCGGCCCGACGGCAGCGUGGUCUGGAGCCAGAACUGCACCGUCAACGGCACCCGCGUGGCCCGCGGGGACCCGGUGUUCCCGGACCCCCCCGAUGAAGCCAACGGCGUCUUCCCCGACGGGCGCCCGUUCCCCGCAGGCGGCAAGCGCGGGAGAUUCGUCUACGUGUGGUGGACGUGGGGGCGCUACUGGCAGGUUGUGGAUGGAGCCACGUCCCAGCUGACGGUGGGCACGGCCGGAGUGCCCCUGGGCUCCUACACCAUGGAGGUCGUUGUCUACCACUACCGUGGCCGCCAGAAGUUCAUCCCCAUCGGCCGUGCCAGCUCCCAGUUCAGCAUCACUGACCAGGUCCCAUUCGCGGUGGACGUGGCGCAGGUCCCCGGUGCCGUGGAUGGCGCCGGGCGCUACGUGCGGAACCGCGCCGUGGCCUUCACCGUGCGGCUGCACGACCCCAGCCGCUUCCUGCGCGACGCCGACGUCUCCUACUCCUGGGACUUCGGGGACGGGAGCGGGACCCUCAUCUCCCGCAGCGCCACCGUCACCCACACGUACCUGGAGGCCGGCUCCUUCGCCGCCCGCAUGGUGCUGCAGGCUGCCAUCCCCCUGAGCCCCUGCGGCACCUCCGCGGCGCCCGUCGUGGGCCCCACCACCGGCGCAUCACCGACAGCCCCGCUCCCCACCACGCCGGGAGUGCCCAGCACUGGUAAGGGGGCACCAGCCCCCAUCCCAUCGCCACGGGUACCAGGGGGGUUCUCCCCAUCGUCACUCCUGCCCAUAGCACCAGCAGCAUCCGGCUCACCCACGGGGGGAUCGGCAGCCGUCACCGUGCCCUCGGACACCGCUGUUACCGUGCCUUUGGAUCCAACCAUCACUGGUGUCUUGGACCCUGUUGUCACUGAUGCCGCGGAUGCUGCUGCCACUGAUGCCUUGGACCCCGUCAUCACUGAUGCCUUGGACCCCGCUGUCACCGAUGCCUUGGAUGCUGCUGUCACUGAGCCCGUCCUCGUGGCACUCAGCACCCCAGCAGCUGCUGCCGCGGGUACCGGUCCCGCUGCCACUGUGGUCCCCGUGCUCCCCACCUCGGUGGCCCCGGCUGGGGAUGCUCUGGGCACUGCAGCUGCUGUAGACACAGAGGGAAUGGUGGCUACAGACGCAGCCACGGAUACAGCCACAGAUGCAGCCGUGGUUGGAGCCACAGCUGGAGCCACGGGUGCAGCCACGGCAGAGCCGCUGGUGCUGGUGAAGCGCCAGGCACCGGCCGCCGAAGCCACCGGCUGCAUCCUGUACCGCUACGGCACCUUCUCCACGCAGCUCGACAUCGUCCAGGGCAUCGAGAGCGUCUCCAUCGUGCAGGUGGUGCCGGUGGCGGCAGAGGGCAGCGAGAGCAGCGUGGAGCUGACGGUGACGUGCGAGGGGAGCCGCCCCGAGCAGGUCUGCACCGUGGUGGCGGACGCCGAGUGCCGGGAGGCGGCGGCGGCUCAGACGUGCUCGGCCGUGGAGCCGGGCCCCGGGUGCCAGCUCCUCCUGCGCCAGGACUUCAACGGCUCCGGGCUCUUCUGCCUCAACGUGUCCCUGGCGGCCGGCGGCAGCCUCGCCGUGGCCAGCACCCGGCUCAGCGUCGGAGGUGGAGGCACUGCCCCGGCUGCCGGCGCGACUACGCUCAUCGUUGUGGGGCUGGUGCUCAUCGGGGCUGCCCUGGGCACCGCAGCCUGCGCCUACCAGCGCGUUCAGUACCACCCACUGCCGCCCGCGGCCCCCCCGGCCCCCCGGCCCCGGGGCUGGCUCCCCCCAAGCUCUGCCCUGCGCCUGCUCCUGCGCCGGGCGCUGGGAGGGGGGGACCUGGGAGGGGCCCCCAGCAGCGAGAGCAGCCCCUUGCUCCAUGGGAACCCUGCCUAGAGCCCCCCCACCCCGACCUGGGGGGGGGUGGGGGGCACGGUGGUGGCGAUGGGGGGGGUACGGUGGCCCCAGUCUCGCUGCCAUCACCAUUAAAGGCUCAGCUCAGCCGGUGCCUCUGCCUGGUUUUGGGUCUGGGGGGGCCCCAUUGGCACAACCGGUGCCCAUCACCAUCAGCUUUAUUACUGCGAAAGGCACCGAAAUGGGGGGGUAAUAAAUGGGGGGGGGGUAAUAAGUUGGGGGGCAUAAUAAAUAGGGGGGUCCCAGCCACCGCACAUACAUGGGGGGCCUGGCAAAGCCCCCCAGCACCCUCAUAUGGCAUCCGCAGGCUCUGGGUGU
Pezoporus flaviventris is the source of this 2593-nucleotide messenger RNA. RefSeq names its product melanocyte protein PMEL-like. The record is from RefSeq and is a predicted model, not a curated record. Lineage: Eukaryota; Metazoa; Chordata; Aves; Psittaciformes; Psittacidae. Gene Ontology annotation, cellular component: melanosome. Gene Ontology annotation, biological process: melanosome organization.